AUGGGUGUCCUUACUGACCGCACCGUGGGUGUCACUGUCAUCCUGGUGUCGACGCUGAUUUUCCUGUACUACACCAUGUGGGUGAUCAUCAUGCCCUUUGUCGACGCCGACCAAACCAUCCACGCCUUCUUCCCCGACCGCUACUGGGCCGUGGCCCUGCCGGCUGGUCUGAUUGUCCUGGGCGUGUCGGUGGUCCUUGCCUUCCUCGGGGUUAUGUCCCUCAAGGCCCCGGCUCGGGCUACGACCGCCGCUCCCGGCACCGGCAUCAAGGACGAUUGA
Molecule: messenger RNA, 279 nt
Organism: Fonticula alba
Lineage: Eukaryota; Rotosphaerida; Fonticulaceae
Exons: 3
Coding region: 1-279 (92 amino acids)
Biological process (GO): GPI anchor biosynthetic process
Cellular component (GO): endoplasmic reticulum membrane; dolichol-phosphate-mannose synthase complex
Molecular function (GO): enzyme regulator activity
Source: RefSeq, a predicted model, not a curated record